AUGUGCUCUCGGCAGGAGAGCGGCAACGGAAACUACGACACGCGCCUGCUCUACGGUCAAGUCAAGAAGCUUCCCUUCAGGGAUCACAACAUCUGCAAGCUGCGGAGCCUCGUCAGUUUCUGCGAGCAUGCGACUGAGUUCCUGAACGAAAGCGAUGAGAACGUAGUAGCCAUACACUGCCAGGCAAGUCACGACCUGACGGCAGCCGCUUGCAAGUUUGAAAGUUUUUUUCGUCAGGGUGGGAAGGGCAGGACAGGCACGUUCUGCUCCUCUCUGAUGCUCUGGACGAAUCUCUUUCAGUCUGCCGAUCUCGCUCUGUCCUACUUCGCCAGUAGAAGGACUGACACGAGCCGCGGGAGCGGUGAGCUACAGAAAGUGGCGGCCCCGUCGCAGAUCCGUAAGUGA
Guillardia theta CCMP2712 is the source of this 405-nucleotide messenger RNA. RefSeq lists its product as hypothetical. The transcript has a single exon. Gene Ontology annotation, molecular function: phosphatidylinositol-3,4,5-trisphosphate 3-phosphatase activity. Gene Ontology annotation, biological process: dephosphorylation. The coding region runs from base 1 to 405 and encodes 134 amino acids. Gene Ontology annotation, cellular component: cytosol. The record is from RefSeq and is a predicted model, not a curated record. NCBI's taxonomy places the organism in Eukaryota, Cryptophyceae, Pyrenomonadales, Geminigeraceae.